AUGACAAAUUCCACUCGAUGCCCAAUAAUCGUUAAUUCCUUCCAAUCACGUUCUUUAUUCCGUCGAUUAUGGAGAGCAGGCGAUGCCUCGGUCUUAUACUCGAGACCAGCGGUCAAAUAUGUUCGAAAGAGGAUUCGUGAGGGAUUCGAGGAAUAUCGACGCGAAACCGACGACAAAAUAUUGAAGGAACUUUAUGAACGCGUCGAAAAUACAAUAAAAUUUAUGGAAAUCUCUUCCCGUCGAGGUGGAUUUGAACAUCGAGUCAUUCGUACUUUAUGUCAGAUGACUUACAUUGAGGAUCUAUAUCGUCGAAGGUAA
Messenger RNA from Acaulospora morrowiae, 318 nucleotides. The record is from the annotation of a GenBank genome assembly. NCBI's taxonomy places the organism in Eukaryota, Fungi, Glomeromycota, Glomeromycetes, Diversisporales, Acaulosporaceae.